UUGGCUCGGACGCAACCGAAACACGGUCGGAACGGUGGCUCACUGAGAAAAUUAUCAAAAAAAAAGAAAAUUAGUUUUCUUUCGAUUUGAGUCAGAAAAACGUGAAAAUAUUGAAAAAUCGUUUCGAAUCGUUAAAGAAAAAUUGAAGAAUGGCAAUUAGUGAUUUCGUUGCGUAAAAGCGAAAAGAAAAUUGCAAUGCGGAAGUGUGAAAAUGAAGUGAAAAUGUUAUAAGUUCUGUUGCGGAAAAGUGAAAUAUGUCUGCAUUCGGAAUCAAUUAGAAGUGCAUGGAAAAUAAAUUGAGACGCGAAGUACACAGAAAUCUGUGAAAAUUUUAUUGGAAGUGAAGUGAAAUUGUGUUUUGUGUUUUGUGUUUUGUGGAUCUUUUAGCAAUAAUUAAGCAGGAAGGAAAAAAUGUUUUCUCCAAGGCAAUUUUGACUACAGAAUAGGUGCCACACUCGUCUGCGGAAAGGGAAAUGCAGUCAUGUGAAAACUCGUUAUUUACUGAAGUUAAUUAAUGUUUAAAUACCAGGAGAAAGAACUACAGCUGCAGCAACUAAUAAAAGUUCUAACAAAAGUAAUUAAGAGCAAACUUUAACCCAAUUUGCCGGAGCACGAAUUUAAAAACUGCAAAUCCGGGUUCAGCGUUUGGUUGUGUAUGGAAUUUUUUUUGUGUGCGGGGCCAGUAGAGUAAACAAGCAAAUACAGGCAGGCGGAGGUACGUACGAAAAUGCAGAAGGAAAACAAUACGACGGCAGAAAAUUGCCAAUUUGUGGGGCCGUAUCGUCUGGAAAAAACGCUUGGCAAAGGACAGACGGGACUUGUGAAGUUGGGUGUACACUGCGUCAUUGGCAAGAAAGUGGCUAUUAAAAUAAUCAAUCGAGAGAAGCUCAGCGAAUCGGUACUAAUGAAGGUUGAACGUGAAAUUGCCAUUAUGAAAUUGAUCGAUCACCCGCACGUUCUAGGACUGAGCGAUGUCUAUGAGAACAAAAAAUAUUUGUACUUAAUAUUGGAGCAUGUUUCUGGUGGUGAGCUGUUCGAUUAUUUAGUCAAGAAAGGACGCCUUACGCCGAAGGAAGCAAGAAAGUUUUUCCGACAAAUUAUUUCUGCCUUAGAUUUUUGUCACUCGCACUCAAUAUGCCAUCGAGAUUUAAAACCCGAAAAUCUGCUGCUCGAUGAGAAAAAUAACAUAAAAAUUGCAGAUUUCGGCAUGGCGUCAUUGCAGCCCGCCGGUUCAAUGCUGGAAACCUCAUGUGGAUCACCGCAUUAUGCAUGCCCAGAAGUCAUCAGGGGUGAAAAGUACGAUGGACGCAGAGCGGAUGUCUGGUCGUGCGGCGUUAUACUCUACGCUCUGCUUGUGGGUGCACUACCAUUUGACGAUGACAAUUUAAGGCAGCUGUUGGAGAAGGUGAAGCGGGGUGUCUUCCACAUACCCCAUUUUGUCCCACCCGAUUGCCAGAGUUUGUUGCGUGGCAUGAUUGAAGUAAAUCCGGAAAGGCGUUUAACGUUAGCCGAAAUAAAUCGCCACCCUUGGGUCACUGCUGGUGGAAAAGGUGAACUUGAAUUGGAGCUGCCAAUGAUGGAAGUUGUGCAGACACAUGUAAUUCCAUCCGCAUCUGCAGUUGAUCCCGAUGUCUUAAAUGCUAUCUGUUCGCUAGGUUGUUUUAAGGAAAAGGAUAAACUGAUACAAGAAUUACUAAGUUCGAAUCACAAUACAGAAAAGGUCAUUUACUUUUUGUUACUGGAUCGAAAGAGAAGACGGCCUGCGUUGGAGGAUGACGAUGAAAUUGCUCAAAAAUCACGCAGUGAGCUAGAUGCAGUGGAUCCACCCAGAAAACGCUUAGAUACAUGCCGUAUAAAUGGAACAAACUCGACUAGUUACGGUCAAAUUUCAGAAGGCUCACCACUCACCCCCAGACGGCAAGCAUUCAACUUCAGGUCCUAUAGCAGUUCAAGAAAUCACCAACGACGCUCACCUACUUCGGUUUCUUCUGUUCGAUCCUCUUCAUAUCAUAGCCCAACCCGUUGCAAUUCGCCUAUCAACUCAGCUCAGCAACAAGCCAACGCUAUAUCAAGGCCCUCAUCUCCUGCCUGCACCUCUGGACAUUCUUCACGGCACUCAACAUACACGGAACGUGAUCGUUCAGGUUCUAUACAUCAUCCAUCAGUUAGUCGUACUCCUUCGCACUCUUCACAAACAGGUGUGGAAUGCAUGAGUAGUGAUGGCACGCGAGAUAUACGAGAUCGUCACGAUACACGCAACGAUCGCUCCACUAUGCAGUCGAACUGUAUACCAGGAAGUCCUGGUAACAACUCAGCUUCAGUACAUCACCGUGCUAAUUCUGGACCAACAAUUGCCAUAAGUAUGUUCCAUGAUCCAGAAGCCAAUAGUGUUAUGAAUCCAACCGCAUCACCACUGAUGAACAACAGUUCAGCUGUUAUUUCAGGUUCACCUUGCAAUACACCUGGUGGACAACUUUGGAAAACAAGACUUACGAAUAUCAAAAAUAGUUUUCUUGGUAGUCCUAGAUUUCAUAGAAGAAAACUGCAAGUUUCAGUCGAUGAGGUACAUUUAACGCCAGAGUCCUCGCCAGAAUUGACAAAACGUUCGUGGUUUGGUAACCUAAUUACGACAGAAAAGGAUGAGACAUUCACUAUACUAGUAAAAGGGAAACCGAUUGCAACAGUGAAAGCGCAUUUAAUUCACGCAUUUUUAUCCAUGGCGGAACUUUCGCAUAGCGUUGUUUCUCCAACAUCAUUUCGAGUAGAGUAUAAGCGAAAUGGUAAUGGUCCAGUUAUGUUCCAGAGACAUGUUAAGUUCCAGGUUGAUAUUAGCGCAAUUUGUAAGCAAGGAGAAAUUGCGGAUAUGCUGUUCGCUUUAACUUUUACUUUGUUAUCAGGCAACAUACGCCGUUUUCGCCGCAUUUGUGAACACAUACAAUCACAAGUUUGUUCGAAACGUUUUCCAGGGCCAAGCAGCCCACCAACAGUUCCCACGGUCACGCAAGCUGUGUCCGAAAGCUCUUCAUGUGGUUCAGUAUCCAGUGAACGUUUGUCCUACAAACGUCAAAUCGAAAACGAAAUCGAAAACGAUUCAAUAUUUAGCUAUAAAUCCGGCAAUGGCCGCCGGGCCUCUACUACUAACAACAACAAUGCCAAUCCAGUUGAUAUUCCGGGAAGUCCAAUUGCUGUGCGGUCAAACUCGGAAUCAGCUGAACACGAAAGGAACCGCGAGUUGCAGAGUGAACGUCAGGCGACAACAAUGUCCGGUAGUGCAAUAGCAUGAGAAUUAUUUCUCUGAUUUAGUUGCCUUUUUGAAAACCUUUUUAAUUUGAACUACAAAAUCAGGAACGACAUCAAAAUUGUUAUACAAUAUUAAGCGUUCUAUACUAAUUAAAAGAAUCCAAAAAGAAAUUCUUUUCAACUUCGA
This is a messenger RNA of Teleopsis dalmanni, 3427 nucleotides long. It is a transcript of the gene sff, whose product is annotated as serine/threonine-protein kinase BRSK1. Gene Ontology annotation, biological process: protein phosphorylation; intracellular signal transduction; microtubule cytoskeleton organization. Gene Ontology annotation, cellular component: cytoplasm. Gene Ontology annotation, molecular function: tau-protein kinase activity; protein serine/threonine kinase activity; ATP binding. The transcript has 16 exons. The record is from RefSeq and is a predicted model, not a curated record. The coding region runs from base 728 to 3283 and encodes 851 amino acids. Lineage: Eukaryota; Metazoa; Arthropoda; Insecta; Diptera; Diopsidae.